CUUCAGUAUCCACAUUUGAUUCCAUAUAAACGGAGUUCAAUUAACAUCUUCCAGAGGUACCCUUUGAACGUACGGCCAGGAUCUAUUAGUCGGCGCCCAGGUGAUGCAACCCAGCUCCAUCGCCUUAACCUUUUCAUAAACUAAUCUAUACUACUAACUAUAUAUAAUUAUUCAUAUGUUUACGAGACAACUGUUCUGGGUUAUAUAGAAUUCUUGGGUGCAUGUGAUUCACUUUGGCAGGCCAAGCUGUUGUUUUGAUGAUUGUCUGGUAAUCCAUUAUAUAAGGGGGCUGCUAUAUAUAAUAUAUACAUGUAUUGUAUAUGUGAGAUUAUAAUGAGAGUUGUUGUUGUUGUGUGAUAUAUAUGUAUAUAUAAUAUAUGUGUAUGUGUGCAGUCCUAGUACUGGUGGAGUUGUCUGAUUGAGGCAUCUCUAUCAGGGGAAGUUGAAUGGAUCAUAUGAUCAUAUGGGCUAAGCUAAUUAGGCAGUGGGAUUUGCUUUGGCAUGCCUGCUAGCUCGGAGCCCUAAACGCAACAUUGCUUUGGUUUCUGUGUGCGGAGAGAGAGAGAGAGAGAGAGAGAAUCUUAAAUUCUUCUGCAGCUGUAUUUUAUUCCGUUCACUGCAGCACAAUGGUACGUAUUGGUGGGAAUCUGUGGGGGAAGCUCCUGCUCCAUCAAAUUUAACAAGCUAGCUUGCUGGAACUUGCAGCUUCUGCUUUAAUUGUUCUCUCUUCAUUGGCUUCACAACAGAUCUCUCUUGGAUUCUUAUUCAUGACAGGCGUUGAAGGGGAAUAUGUAUAUCAGAAGAUUGGAUAUGUGAUCGUGAUGCGUUUCUGAUCAGUUCACAACUCGAUCGACUGCUUUGGAGAAGAGAGAAUUCUAUUCAUUUUCAGGGUUUCCAGUUCAGAUCCAAUUAACUUGAAGAAGAUACAUUAAGUUCCCAUGGAGAAGCUGCUGAAUCCAUAUGACAAGCAAUACCUGAAGAUGGCCAUGUUGAAGCACGAAGAAACCUUCAAACAGCAGGUGUAUGAACUCCAUCGUCUUUAUAGGAUCCAGAAGGUAUUGAUGAAAAGCAUCAAGAACGGCAGGCCAAAUGGACAGAACCAAGAAAGAUGGGGAUCUGGGAAUGGGAUUAGUUUGACGACUGAUCAGAUCAAUGAUAAUCACCAUCGUGUUCAUCAAAAUCCUCGACCGGGAUUCGACUUGGAACAGCCUGCCAAGGAGAACAUUACAGAAUCAUCGGAUGAAAACGGAGAACCAGAGAUCGAAGACGAGAGCGAAAUCCAGCUGACGUUGGGCCCGACAAUUUACUACCAGAGAAAGAUCAAAGCCGAGACGCCACCAACUUCGGAUUCCGGGCCGAGCUUUUCUUCUUCAUCCACUGGUUCAAGCCAUAGGAGUAAAGAGUUAUUAACGGCCCACAAAUGGGGGCUAACAUUGGUGCCUGAAGCAAUCUCGGAUUUCCAAAACGCGAGAAGAAACAGCUUUGAUGUCGAAGAACAGGCGAGCCAAGAUAGAUUGAAACAGCCACCUUGGUUUUUCCAAGCUCUAAGCCUGAAAAUGACUUGAAAAAAUCUUCACUGUAGAUUGCAAGCUUCUUUAUGAUCGAUCUUUCUAAUUUGGUGAUUGAUGUUUGUGUUAAAGACGACUUUUUUUUUUUUUUUCUUGUUAGCUUUUUUUGGUGGGUUUUACGUAUAAAAACGGGUAAUGGAGUCUUGGGUGGAGUUUA
Molecule: messenger RNA, 1725 nt
Organism: Diospyros lotus (date-plum)
Lineage: Eukaryota; Viridiplantae; Streptophyta; Magnoliopsida; Ericales; Ebenaceae
Exons: 3
Coding region: 939-1565 (208 amino acids)
Source: RefSeq, a predicted model, not a curated record